UGAAGAGAGAAGGGGGUGCCGCCCACCUCUGCUCCGACAGCCUCCCCGAGUCCCAGCAGCAAGACGGCCACCACGCACCCAACUUCGCCUGCCACAGCCCAUGCCGCCGUCGCCAGCGGCGCCGACAUGACAAGGCGCUGCAUGCCCGCUAGGCCAGGUUUCCCCUCAUCCCCAGCCCCGGGGUCGUCGCCCCCGCGCUGCCAUCCGAGACCCGGUAGUACCGCCCCUGCUGCAGCGGGAAAGAGAACAGAGAGUCCUGGGGACAGGAAUCAGUCAAUUAUAGAUUUCUUCAAACCAGCUACAAAACAAGACAGACCUAUGUUGGAUUCUCCACAAAAGUCAAACAUCAAAUAUGGAAGAAGUGGAUUGUCCUUUGCAGGGACAGAGCAGUUUGAAAGGAAGCUAUCCUCACCAAAAAAAUCAAAACCCAGAAGGCUUCCCUCAGACAAGAGCCCUAUUUUAAAAGCUUUCAUGAAAGAUGUGAAAGAGCAACAUAAAGAUCAUAGCGUACAUGAGUCACGUCUGCCUUGUGUGUCACUGGACACCACAUUUUCAAAAGGGGUUACCAAAGUCUAUGCUCCUUCCUAUCACUUGUCCAAAGAGAAAGCCCGGAAGAAGAAACAUCGUUCUCCAGAGAGACGGAAGUCAACGCUCAUGCUUGAAAAUAACAGGAAGGAAGGUGAUAAAGAUCAAGACAAAACCAGUACCAGUGGCAAACCGCAAGCUCCUGGGGCAGAAGCCGAAAUCUUCAAGAACAACUCUCGAAGUCUAAGCAGGAGUAGCCUAUCUAGGCAUCACUCAGGAGAAAGCCCACUUGGAGCCAAGUUUCAGUCAUCACUGGCUUCUUAUCGCAGAGAAAGGGAACUAAGGAAGAUGAGAAAGGAAAAAAUCAAGCAGAGAAUCAACUCAGAAAAUUCCUUCUCCGAAACAAGCAACCUUUCCUUAAACUCUUCUAGUAUUGGAAGACAUUCUAAAGCAACGCAGGAACAAAGCAAGCAGAACAAUGUCAUACCUGGAAAAAGUAAUCUUUCAACCCUGGAAAAUGCACAUCUUUCAAGAAAAAGAUCCUCUUCUGAGUCUUGGGAACCUGCUUCAGCAGGCUCUAAGAAUAAGUUACCUGACAAAAGAAAAAGGAGCUCUGUGAACUCAGAUCUGAAAAGCACCAGGGAAUCUGUAAUACCGAGAACAAAGGAGGCCUUCCCAGAGAAGCGUCCCAAUGGGCCACCUCGGAAAGAAGAAUUUGUGAAACACAUUGCACUAAAGAUCCCUGGUGAAGUCUUGCGCUUAGAAGAAAUGCCCUCCAACAAACCGAGCAUUGAAGCUGAUGGCUCCUUGGAGCGCUUAGCACCUUCAAAUUCUAGCCGCCAUUCUUCCAAGAUCAGUGACCAGCUUCAUGUGGCAAGUACCAAAGAGACUAAGAUGCUGAAACCCCAUUUACCUUUACCUCAGGAAAAAUCUACAGUUAAGAAAGCUAGCAAUCUUCAGAAGAAUAAAACUGCUGGCUCUGUGACAUCAAAGGAGACAAACCCUCUACCUUUACUUUCCCAUGUUCCAAGUGCUGGUUCCUCUCGGGUACCAUUAAAUGCUAAAAAUUGCACUCUUCCGGUGUCUAAAAAAGAUAAAGAGCGUUCCUCAUCUAGAGAAUGUUCUGGCCAUUCUGCAGAGUCCUCCAAACACAAGGAACACAAAACAAAGACUCAUAAGGCUGAUUCUAAUAACGCUUCAGGGAAAGUGUCUGGGGAAUCUUUGCGUUCAGAAUAUGGCACUCCUGCCAAGUCUCCUCCAGCUACUUUGGAAGUUGUGCCAUGUGUCCCACGUUCUACUGCUCCUUCAGAUAAAGAGAGUUCAGGAAAUUCUAAUGCAGGUAGCAGUGCACUGAAAAGAAAACUAAGGGGUGGUUUUGAUAGUGAUGAAGAAAGUUUAGGUUACAACCUAGACAGUGAUGAGGAAGAGGAGACAUUAAAAUCACUGGAAGAAAUAAUGGCUGCGAACUUCUGUCAGACUCCUACAACCACAGGAAAGCCUCCUGCUUUUCCCAAGGGGCUUAGAGCUCAGUCAUCAGAUUAUACAGAACGUGGUCCCAGUGGAACUUACUCAAAUACUUUAGAGCGUCUGGUGAAGGAGAUGGAAGACACUCAGAGGCUAGAUGAGCUGCAGAAGCAACUCCAGGAGGACAUAAGACAGGGCCGAGGCAUUAAGUCCCCUCUCAGACUCGGAGAUGACGACAGUACAGACGAUGAGGACGGCCUCCUGGAAGAGCACAGGGAGUUUUUAAAAAAAUUUUCAGUUACAAUCGAUGCUAUUCCUGAUCAUCAUCCAGGCGAAGAAAUAUUUAAUUUCCUCAAUUCUGGAAAAAUUUUUAAUCAACAUACGCUGGAUUUAAGAGACUCUGGUUUUAUCGGCCAAACUGCUGUCGAAAGACUUAUUCUUAAAUCUGGAAAAAGAGAUCAGAUUUUUUUGACAACACAAGGCUUCCUGACUUCUGCUUAUCACAAUGUCCAGUGCCCUAUAUCUGUAUUAAAGUGGCUAUUUCGGAUGAUGUCGGUUCAUACAGACUGCAUCGUGUCUGUGCAGAUUUUAAGUACAUUGAUGGAAAUAACAAUUCGAAAUGAUAUCUUCAGUGACUCACCAGCUUGGCCCUGGAUCCCAUCAUUAGCUGAUAUAGCAGCUGUGUUUUUCAACAUGGGAAUUGAUUUCAGGUCUUUGUUUCCUCUUGAGAAUCUGCAGCCAGACUUUAAUGAAGCCAGUCUAGUAAGUUUUGAAACACAGGGGACAUCAGCAGGGAAAAGGACUGAGGAGUCGUCUGAUGAGCCAAUUUUUUCAACUCUUCCCGAAACCAACAUUGUGAAUGUGGUUAAGUUUCUAGGCCUGUGUACAUCUAUAUAUCCAGAAGGUUACCAGGACCGUGAAAUAAUGUUGCUGAUUUUAAUGUUGUGUAAAAUGAGUUUGGAAAAGCAGCUGAAGCAGAUUCCUCUGGUGGACUUUCAAAGCCUCAUGAUAAACCUGAUGAAAAACAUCAGAGAUUGGAACACAAAGGUGCCUGAACUCUGCGAAGCCAUAAAUGACCUCUCCAGUCAUCCCCACAACCUCCUGUGGUUGGUACAGUUGGUUCCUAACUGGACAUCACGUGGAAGGCAACUGAGACAGUGCCUUAGUCUGGUGAUUAUUUCAAAACUUUUGGAAGAGAAGCAGGAAGAUAUCCCUAAUGCCAGUAACCUGCAGAUAACAGUUCUACAUCACUAUCUUGUGCAAAUGAAGCCUUCUCAUUUGUUAAAGAAAAUGGUCUUGAAGAAAAGGGCUGAACAACCAAAUGGCACCAUUGAUGAGAGUCUCCAUUUGGAACUUGAAAAGCAGGCCUAUUACCUGACCUUUGUUCUUCUCCAUUUAGUCGGUGAAGUUAGUUGCUCUCAUUCUUUUUCACCUGGACAACGGAAACACCUGGUGAGACUCUGUGGGGCUUUGGAAAAGCAUGUUAAGUGUGAUAUCAGAGAAGACCCCAAACGUUUUUAUAGAACGAAGGUGAAAGACUUGGUUGCCAGGAUACAUGGAAAAUGGCAAGAAAUAAUCCAGAACUGCCAACCUACUCAGGGGCAGCUUCAUGACUUCUGGGUGCCAGAUUCUUAACAGGAGUUACAGCAGCGUCAAUGUGAACCAAAAGAAAUUCAACCAGAGUGUGUUCAAGAAGGUAUGAAAGAUGACUACAGAGUCCAAUGGAAUGCUAAUCUGCUGCAGCUGUGCCCCAGUGACUAACUGGUAUGAUGAAGCUGGUAAUGAUGAAAUUGCCGUUUCCUCUGUGGAUACAAAACGUGAUCUGCUUAAUUGUUAAGGCAACUGAACUUUCAAAGGAACAGAGUCUUUUGAAGGGAGAGGUGAAGUAGAACAGCUCAUCCAACCUGCUCUUAUUAACCCCUUGUUAAAUUGUAAGCGAUGACCUUUUCUUGGAUUCUAUCUAUGGCACUUGGAUAAUAAUCACAGCAGGUAUGUGUGAAGAAAAGGGUUUGGACCAACCUGAAGGGUUGGACAUGGGAAUUAAGACCAAGUUCCAGAUGAGUUUCACUUUUUUCCAAAAAAUUUUAGAACUAAGUUUCAUAUCGAAAGACAUGAAUCUGCUCUGUAUCUCCUAUAAGCCACGGGGAGCUUUUUAUCCACAUUUUUUCCUGCACUAUUCACUACAAAUCUGUUCGGUUUUUAAAAUAUGUUUAAACAAAUAAUUGGAAACAAGAAAUUUGAUGGUCAAUUUCCCAGAAAGGGGGGAGAAGUUCAGCUGUAAAGUAACGCCUCUGUUUUAAUGCCAAAACAUUCCCUUGCAGUUUGUUUUGGAUUUCUUUUAGGUGCAUACAUUUUGUAAACUACAGAUUAAAGUUUAGACUCCUUGUUAAAUUUUAGUAGUUUGGCUCUUAGUCGCCAUGUUAUAAGGUUUAAAGGUCUAGACAAGUUGCCAAAAAUCUUGUCAUUAAGUACAUGACAUCGGCCGAGAUCUGGAUGGUAUUGAUUCUUUGGGGUGUGUGUGAGGGAGAGAAUGCACUUAGGGACACGUGUUCAUGUGUGCUUGUAUCUUGAAGUUGUUGCACUUGAAAACCAUAGCUGCUCUGAAUUCUUAAAACACUGGAAAGCCAUCCUUUGGUUUAAAUGGUGGAGGUGCACGGGCUGCUCUUAGUCCGUUCAAGGGCCCUUUGAAGCCUUUGGUAGGGACAUACUCUCUUACUAACUAACGAUCAGUCCUUUCAUGACUGACUGCCCCUUGAGGGAGGGUUUCUUUCCUGAAAGAGCAUGUCAGCUUAAUUUUGGUUUUUCCUUUUUUCGGUCACACUGCUCUCUUGAGCACCCUCAUGUCCAUCGUCGCGCCGCCCCCUCCCCUCCCCCAGUUGGUGGGGGAGAGAUAGUGAAGGGAAAGGGAACUGGACUUAAUUUGAGGGGAUAGAAAGUUUUUGAGAAAGAGCUCUCUACCUGGAAAUUGAAGCUUAGAAGUCAAAAAGCAUUCUAUCUUAGUCAUCAUUUAAAAUCGCAUCAGUCACAUUUUAGCCCGCUGUCAGGCCUUUGGGCAGUUAGAGAUUUUACAGCAAAGGCUUACCUAAAUCCAGUUCCCAAGAAAUUUGGCUGAAUGAGGUUCCAAGAGUCAGACCAACAAAAGUUUUGUUCUGUGUUGAGUUUACUGGUAAGAAAAUUAUCUUGAUACUACCUCUCAAGGGUAUUGUUACAAAAUGCCACUUAGGGUUAAAGAGAUAGAUACAAAGAGUUAUGUUUAACAGAAGCUUGAAACUCUGGCAUCUAUCUGCCCAACAAUGGGGGCUUUCACUCUGUAAUUUAAUCUUUUGUAGAUACAUUAUUUGUGUGUAAUUUUAUAAGUGUUCAUAUUUUUCUCAUUUUGCAUUGUGUAAAGUGUACAAAACCUCAAAGUAUAAAAUACUGCUAUAUUGCUUGUAAUUACAGUGUGUAAAUAUUUUCUAAUCGUGUAAAUUGACAGGGGACAAGUGGAUUAUUCAGGUUUGGUUUUUUGUUUGUUUGUUUAAGGUGACCCUUCUUUAUAUGGCAGUUUCACCAGAUAAUUACUCAUCAAAUUUAGAGCCACUUUGAUACAUUUUUAUUUAACAGUUCCACUAAAAAAAAAUCUUAAAUUGACUUUCUCCAUUAGAGAAAAGCAUUUCAUCAAUAAUCUUUAAAGUAAAUGGCCAGACAUUCGUUUGGGCCCUUGCAUUUGUAACUCGGGUAGAUGUCUUCGGCCUGACCGUCGCCCAGGCAGUAUUUGCAUCUGGGCUCCCCAUAAACUGUGUUGAUUCUCUUUUCGCACAACUGGCCCAUGGAUUUUCUCCCAGAUCAAGUUAUUUCCCUUCUCCCUCUUGAGCCCCCACGCUGUGACUCCCUCCUGCUUCUCUUGCCUAGUGGCAGUGAGGGAGAAAAUGUUCAUUGCACAGAAAAUGCCAGCCCCCUUUGAGGACUUGGCAAACAAAGCUUGCACUGAGUGGUGGUGUGUUUGGCAAUGUUACUGUGCCAAAAAUCACCUUAUCUAAUUUCUGGAUAAGCAAUGUCAAAUGUAUUACCCUUAGUGCAAGCCGAAAACUAAGGUACUGUGUUUAUGCUUUUGUGUGUAACGUUUGCCUUUUCUAAACUGCUUUUCUUGUUAUCUGGAAAUAAUCAGUUAUAUUAUCAUGUUACGUGAAGCAGCUCUCUCUGGAUAAAGUGCAUCGAUGUAGCAGUAACAGCAGCGUACGCUCUCUAUCUCCUGGUGGCAGUGGUGCCUUUGUCGCCUUUCAGAAGGUUGGCAUUCUGUCUUUGUUUUGAAGUGCCCCCGGUAGCUUGCUUGUAGACUUCACACAAUCUCCCCAAAUGUGAAAGACUGUGGUGUGCUGCUCCCAGGCUCAGCUGGUUGAACGUUGGUAUUUGCAUUUCUAUCAAAUAAGUAUAAUUAGUGGGGACUGGCCAGUACCAAAGUGUGAAGUCUUUUAAGUCAGAAAAUCAUUUUUAAAUUAAAAAAAGAGGUGACCCAUUAACAACUGACACUGAGCUGGAGAAUGGGGGAGGCCUGCCCUGGUUUACCAGGUGCGGGUGCGGGGGUCAGUGAAGCGGCUGGCGUUACCUGUGGUUCUGAGGGCGGACCCAUUACCAGUGUCUUUUGCCUCUCCAUGUCUGCAUCCGUCUUCUGGCGGCCCUGUCGGCCACUUUAUCCACCAGCUCUGAGACAGGCAGCUCACAGGAAAAUACGGAGUUUUUGUUUUCAUUUUUUUUUUUUUAAGAUUUUAUACUACAUCUGUUUAUGAAUGUAUGUGUGUUAUUAAAACUGCUUUUUCUCAGUUUAAA
This is a messenger RNA of Echinops telfairi (small Madagascar hedgehog), 6795 nucleotides long. RefSeq names its product SMC5-SMC6 complex localization factor 2 (gene SLF2). The record is from RefSeq and is a predicted model, not a curated record. The transcript is spliced from 20 exons. The coding region runs from base 127 to 3624 and encodes 1165 amino acids. NCBI's taxonomy places the organism in Eukaryota, Metazoa, Chordata, Mammalia, Afrosoricida, Tenrecidae. Gene Ontology annotation, biological process: DNA damage response; positive regulation of double-strand break repair; protein localization to site of double-strand break. Gene Ontology annotation, cellular component: nucleus; site of double-strand break.